Molecule: messenger RNA, 974 nt
Organism: Callorhinchus milii (elephant shark)
Lineage: Eukaryota; Metazoa; Chordata; Chondrichthyes; Chimaeriformes; Callorhinchidae
Product: coiled-coil domain-containing protein 80-like
Exons: 3
Coding region: 120-974 (284 amino acids)
Source: RefSeq, a predicted model, not a curated record
UUGGGGCUGGGAGUGGGGUUGGGGUUGGGGUCGGAGCGAGAGCUGCGGUUGCGGGCAGAGGGUCUGGGCGGCGAGGGGAGACCUCACUGUUGGAGAGGGUCAGGCAGAGGGUGAGCCAGAUGUUGGCCUCCAAGAGGGAGAGACCUUCCCAUCGCCGCCCGCACCCACCCACCCUUCCUCGGCUACACCCCGAGCCCCCGACCAACACCGCCCGGGACCCCAGCGAUCGGACCCCCAGACAAGGCGACACCAGCUCAGCAGCCCCCGGGGAGCGGGAGAGGGGUUUGGGGACAUCCAGGAACCCUCAGCCCAGUUUGGGGGCCGCUCAGUGGGUCAGCACCAGCGCAAAGCCCCCACCCGCCCUCUCCUCCAGCCCAACCUUGGGGGGUAACCCCGUCAGGCAGCCGGGGCCAGCGAGCGAGGGCGAGGGGGAGAGGCCGGGUGACCCCCCUGACCCCAUCCCCAAGCCCCCCCAAGCCAAGGGCGGCCAGAGAGACCGCAACUCCACCAGGGGGGGCAAACGCGGAGGCAGGAAGCGCAAGCGGGGGCAAAAGAGGAACCGAAAGGACAGGAGGAAGAAAGAGAAGCGGAGAGGCGACCCCCCCGGCCCCCCACCCAGCCAGGACCUGCAGGGGUUUCUGAGACACUUUCAGAACAAGAGGCGAUUGCUAAUUAUCACGGCACCGGGCAGGGAGACAGAGCACCAUGUCCGGCAGAGAGACCUGUACCUGGAGCACGUGUGUGAGCUGGCCUUGCGCAAGGUCAGUGUGGUGUCCAUCCUGGGCUCCAUCUCCAACAGCAACCUCAGCGUGGAGACCUACCAGCUCGAGAAGGAGGCGCCCUUCAGGUCUGUGUCUACCGACUCGCUGAGCCCCGCCCUCCCCGCACAGCUCCGAGAACACUACGGCAUGACGUUUAACGAGUUCUUUAUGGUCCUAACAGACUAUGAUAUGAAAAUCAAGGUGAGAGGUUAG